This is a messenger RNA of Anopheles moucheti, 903 nucleotides long. RefSeq names its product fatty acid hydroxylase domain-containing protein 2-like. The coding region runs from base 1 to 903 and encodes 300 amino acids. Gene Ontology annotation, biological process: sterol biosynthetic process. Lineage: Eukaryota; Metazoa; Arthropoda; Insecta; Diptera; Culicidae. The record is from RefSeq and is a predicted model, not a curated record. Gene Ontology annotation, molecular function: iron ion binding; C-4 methylsterol oxidase activity. The transcript is spliced from 3 exons.
AUGAAUCUAUCGUUAGGCGAGGUAUCUGCAGUGAAUUGUACCGAAGAAUCAUACCAUGGAGAUAAGGUUAACUUUCCUAUGGGAAUUAUCGAGAGUAAAUGGAAUGCAUUACUGGAUGUUAUAGGAGAUAAUUCCGACAAUCUCUACGUGUGGUAUUCUAUGCUCUACUCGUACGGUUUGUUCUGGCUGCUUGGAGGGUUGUUCGUACUGAUGGAUCUGACGAAUCGACCUCACUGCAUGCGAAAGUACAAAACACAGCCCGGAACCAACGAACCACUCGAUUGGGAACGGUGCAAGCAACUCAUGCAAACAAUCGCCUAUAACCAGCUAGUUUUCGGUGUUCCGAUAACAUACUGCUCGUACCAUGCCCGAAAGCUGAUCGGGGACACGGUACCUGAUGUGCGCGUGCUACCCACGCUGGACAUUAUCCUGCGAGACAUGAUAGUGUGCAUCGUUGCCUGGGAGGUAGCAUUCUACUACACUCACCGUCUAAUGCACACGAGCUUCUUCUACAAGCAUGUCCACAAAAAGCAUCACGAAUGGAAGGCACCGGUGGCAUGGUCGUCUAUAUACGUGCAUCCGAUCGAGUUCAUCGUCAGUGGUCUGCUGCCAGUUUUCGUCGGACCGGCCAUCACGAAUUGCCACAUAUUCACACUCAACCUCUGGCUAACGUUCGUGAUGUGGGACACGCUAGGCGAUCACUCUGGCUAUCACCUUCCAUUUCUUGGUAGCUCCGAAGCACACGAUUACCAUCAUACGACCUUCAAUCAAUGUUAUGGAAACUUCGGCUGGAUCGAUCGACUGCAUGGAACUAAUGCAGAAUUUCGUAAGAAGAAACAAUACCAAAGACACUAUCGUAUUUUCAGUCUCAAAUGCGCCAGGGAGUUAGUACCAGCGAAAUAA